CUGCUGGACAACUACGACAGCUUCACCUACAACCUGUAUCAGUAUCUUUCAGAGCUGGGGGCCGACGUUACCGUCAUCCGCAACGACAAAACCACCAUCGAGGACAUUGAAGGAAUGGCGCCGGAAGGUAUUGUCAUCUCACCGGGGCCCUGCACCCCAAGCGAGGCAGGAAUCUCCAACGAUGUCAUCCGUCACUUCGGAGCGAAGUUGCCGGUGCUGGGCGUGUGCCUGGGACACCAGUGCAUCGGCGAAGCCUAUGGGGCUACUGUGGACCGGGCCGGCGAGAUACGCCACGGAAAAACCUCGAUGGCGAUCCGCUACCACAGCCUGGUCAUCUAUCCCGAAACUCUGCCGGACUGUCUUGAGGUUACGGCUCGCACGGAUAACGGCCUGAUCAUGGGCGUGCGCCACACCGAAUAUCCGGUGGAGGGAGUCCAAUUCCACCCGGAAUCCAUCAUGACCAAAGUCGGACACGACCUGUUGCGCAAUUACCUGCAUGCGGUGGACGCUUUCUGGCGGCGGGAGCCGGCAGGCUAG
Molecule: messenger RNA, 537 nt
Organism: Geodia barretti
Lineage: Eukaryota; Metazoa; Porifera; Demospongiae; Tetractinellida; Geodiidae
Source: the annotation of a GenBank genome assembly